Molecule: messenger RNA, 1720 nt
Organism: Cydia pomonella (codling moth)
Lineage: Eukaryota; Metazoa; Arthropoda; Insecta; Lepidoptera; Tortricidae
Gene: Ttc19
Product: tetratricopeptide repeat protein 19 homolog, mitochondrial
Exons: 1
Coding region: 231-1223 (330 amino acids)
Biological process (GO): mitochondrial respiratory chain complex III assembly
Cellular component (GO): mitochondrial inner membrane
Molecular function (GO): protein binding
Source: RefSeq, a predicted model, not a curated record
UGUAAAACGAAUCUGACUGUCAGUGUCAUUUAAAAAUGUCAAUGUCAUGUUUAUAUGAGAAAUAACUUGAAAAAUUCUAAAUAAUGCAACCAUUUUCGCACAUUUAACUAAGUAUAAUUUUAUACAAUUUAACAACAUAAUAAUCUAACUAUAAAUCUAGAGAAUUCUUUGCCCAUCCCCACUUCAGGAAACAAAUGUAAAAAGUUACAUAAGAGUAAAAUUUAACAAAUAUGUCGUCGAAGUAUAGGAUUCUAUGGAAUACCAUAUCAAGAAUUAAAUUUGAUAAGAGAUUUGUUCAGAAGUGUAUUAAUGUACAAUACCCUAAAGUAUUACCCAAACAAGCUGCAAUACCAUGUACUAUUGGGUUCUCUCUGUUCACUUGGCUAGGGUUUCAACCAAAACUUAGUGCUGAAGAUGAGCUUAUUCAAACUAUCAAACACUGUGUACUUUUUAUACAAAGAUUGCAAUAUGAUAAGGCUGAACAAUUACUUCACAUUGCAUUAAGGCAGGCCCAGCAGAUGAAUCACAAAAUGGGUGUAACAUACAUCUAUGAUGUCAUGGCUAACUUGGCAUUAGAAAGAGAACAACUAGACAAAGCCAAGCAGCUCUUUGUUGCAGUAACACAGAGAAUAAUGGCAGAUGGAGCUAAAGAAGAUGAUCCUAGAGUGGUACAUCUUAGUAUCAAACUGGCCAGAAUCAGCCAUUUGAAAAAAGAAUACUCAACAGCUCAACUGGGUUAUGAUUGGUGCUUAGAAAAGUUACAUAAAGCUAUGGGUACAAAUCCCAGUGAAGACACUAUUAAAAUGCUUGCAGUAGCUGAGGAUUGGUGUGGAAGGUUGUAUAUAGAUUGCAAUAGACUGGAGGAAGGCUUGAAAUUGAUGGUAAAUUCACUUGAUCAUAUGCAGUCAGUGGGUAAUGUGGGCCAGGAGCAUUUUGUGGUCCAGUUGAAUGAUAUUGGAACAGUUUGUGUCCAGUUAGGAAGGACAGAUGAAAGCAUUGCUUAUUUUAAACAAGCUAUAGAAAUAGGAAAGCAGUUACCGGAGAUGGAAGAAUUAGGCACAAUGUAUGUUAAUUUAGGGAGGGCUUACUUGAAGAAGCAACUGAUAGAGGAAGCUAGGAAGAGUUGCGGACACGGGUGGAAACUGGGGGUGCAGGCUAACAAUAAAGAAAUCAAAGAAGAGGCUGAGGAAUGUAUUAAAGAAGUAAGAAGUAUGAUGAGGUAGAAUUAUAUUAGGAGUUGUAGAAUCCUACAAUCAGUUAUAAAGAUACCUGACAUCAACUGUAUUUAUAAUAACAUUUGGUAGCUGUCAAAAUAACUUACAAUAAAAUGCAUUUAUACCCCACAGUUAAUUGGCAUAUGGGGCAGGUUCCUCGUGAAUUAUUAAAAUGGGAACCCUGUCACAUUGUUACAAACAUUCAAAUCAUGGUGGAAAAUAUAUACCCUAUAACUUACAAAGGUUUAAGUCUAACACCAUUGAACAUUACAUGUAUUCCAGUAUUGGUUGAAAAUCUUGAUCUAGGUGUGUCAUGGAUUCUGAAUAUCCUAUCUGCUAAAUGUUAUAAAGAAUAUAUCCCAAUAACAAAUUAUGAAUUUUGUAAACUAAAUAGUACACAUGUAUAUACCCCAAUAUUGUACAUACAUAACCUAUUCAUACAAUAUAUUUUUGUAAAUAAAUUAUUUAAAAUUAUGUAAAUAAAAGGCAUAAUUAUAAAGAGACAA